CUCACGACCAUAUAAAAUUAUAAAUCAUAUUUCUUCAUUAAUCUUGGUCUUGCUUCUCUUUAAACUCUAUAUAAUAUAACAGCCCAAAAACAAAACACACCCACCCUAUCAAAGUUCAGAGUUGUUUUUUUCUUUUUUUCCAUUCCUUUCAUUUGGGACCCAUAAUAUCAUCAACAUGGAUGAGUCUCAAACUCAGACUCAGGUGACUCAGAACCAGAAACCCCUGACACGCCUAAACACCUAUGUGGAAAAAAGCUGGGUGGGCAAGCGGUUCAAGAUAGCCGAAAGAAACACCAGUUUCACCACGGAGCUCCGAGCCGGAACAGCCACGUUUCUCACCAUGGCUUACAUCCUCGCAGUCAACGCCUCCAUACUCACCGAUUCCGGUGGCACUUGUUCGGUCUCCGACUGUAUCCCACUCUGCUCUGACCAAUCCAUACCCGUAUCCAGCUGUACCGGGUCGAACCUCCGGGUCGUCCAACCCGACGUGUCAUGCAAAUUCGACCCUGUUAAUCCUGGUUACUCGGCCUGCCUCGAACGCAUACGCAAGGACCUGAUCGUUGCCACCGUGGCUUCUUCUCUAAUCGGGUGUGUGAUAAUGGGUGCCUUUGCGAACCUUCCUUUAGCUUUGGCUCCGGGUAUGGGUACCAACGCUUAUUUCGCUUACACAGUCGUCGGAUUUCACGGGUCGGGUAGUGUAUCCUAUAAAAGUGCUCUAGCCGCCGUGUUCAUCGAAGGGUUAAUCUUUUUAGCCAUUUCGGCAGUUGGGUUACGUGCAAAACUCGCUAAACUCGUCCCGAAACCAGUCCGAAUCAGCUCCUCCGCCGGUAUCGGACUCUUCCUAGCAUUUAUCGGGUUGCAAAACAACGAAGGAAUCGGACUUAUCGGGUACAGUUCUUCAACCCUAAUCACUCUCGGAGCUUGUCCAGCUUCCUCUCGCGCUUCACUAGCACCUGUCAUAACUGCCGCUAACGGAACCGUUAGUUUGUUACCGGGCGGUACCGUAUCGGGCGGUAUUUACUGUCUCCGAAACACAAUGGAAAGCCCGACAUUUUGGCUCGGAAUCCUUGGCUUCGUCAUCAUAGCUUAUUGUUUGGUGAAAGACGUUAAGGGUGCGAUGAUUUACGGUAUAGUUUUCGUAACGGCGGUUUCGUGGUUCCGAAACACACAGGUGACCGAGUUUCCCGAUACGGACGCCGGUAACUCGGCGUACGAGUAUUUCAAAAAGGUAGUUGACGUGCAUGCGAUAAAAAACACAGCUGGAGCUCUGAGUUUUUCGAGUAUAGGAAAAGGGUAUUUUUGGCAAGCCCUGAUUACGUUUUUAUACGUGGACAUCCUCGACACGACCGGUACGUUGUAUUCGAUGGCCCGAUUCGCCGGAUUUGUGGACCGAAACGGAGAUUUCGAGGGACAAUAUUUCGCUUUCAUGUCGGAUGCCACGUCAAUAGUUGUGGGUUCGUUAUUAGGGACGUCACCAGUGACGGCGUUUAUUGAAUCGUCAACCGGGAUAAGGGAAGGCGGGCGGACGGGAUUAACGGCGCUGACGGUGGCGGGGUAUUUCUUCUUGGCGUUUUUCUUCACGCCGUUACUUGCGUCAAUUCCAGCCUGGGCGGUAGGUCCGCCGUUGAUAUUGGUGGGAGUUUUGAUGAUGAAAUCAGUGGUGGAGAUUGAUUGGAACGAUAUGAGGCAAGCGAUCCCAGCGUUUGUGACUAUGAUUUUGAUGCCUCUGACUUAUUCAAUAGCGUAUGGGCUUAUUGGUGGGAUUGGUACCUACAUUGUGUUGCACCUGUGGGAUUGGGCUGAGCAGCUUUUGGUGAAGCUUGGAAUAGUGAGAGGUCGUGUUGUAAAGGCUGAAGUCAAUGGGACACGUGAUCAUGGUAGAGAAGAAGACCCUAGUGAUGUAAAGGCACUUGAUGUUUAAGAUUUUAUUGCAGUAAUAGAAUUGUGCCUUUUUUUUUUUUAAUUGGUGUGGGAUUAGGAAUUUGUGGAAAAAAUGGUUUCCAUGGUGGGAUUGUAAAAAAAAAAUAUAUAAAUUGCUUUCAAAUCUCCUCUUUUUCUUUA
This is a messenger RNA of Quercus robur (English oak), 2061 nucleotides long. RefSeq names its product adenine/guanine permease AZG1. Gene Ontology annotation, molecular function: purine nucleobase transmembrane transporter activity. Gene Ontology annotation, cellular component: plasma membrane. NCBI's taxonomy places the organism in Eukaryota, Viridiplantae, Streptophyta, Magnoliopsida, Fagales, Fagaceae. The record is from RefSeq and is a predicted model, not a curated record. Bases 176 to 1921 code for a protein of 581 amino acids. The transcript has a single exon. Gene Ontology annotation, biological process: transmembrane transport.